Messenger RNA from Pediculus humanus corporis (human body louse), 2772 nucleotides. RefSeq lists its product as uncharacterized. The record is from RefSeq and is a predicted model, not a curated record. The transcript is spliced from 18 exons. Gene Ontology annotation, biological process: neuromuscular synaptic transmission. Bases 1 to 2772 code for a protein of 923 amino acids. NCBI's taxonomy places the organism in Eukaryota, Metazoa, Arthropoda, Insecta, Psocodea, Pediculidae. Gene Ontology annotation, molecular function: protein binding.
AUGCCAUUAGGAUUAGGUGGAAACAUAUCAAAUAUUGGAAAUUCAUUUGCAUUACCUGGAGUACCCCAAACGAACGUGUUACCUAUGAGAAAUUAUUGCACAAGUGUGAAAAGAAUGAUGCCACUCAUUCCAACAGCAGCUCCGUUUGAUAUCGAAGGAACCAUGGUUGGUCUCACUCCAGCUGAACAAGCUCAACUUCAACAAUUAGUUCAACAUCAACCGGCAACUGAUAAUUCUGGUCUUCCAAUACCCGACAUGUUGGACAUACCCGGAAAGGGAAGAUGUUAUGUUUAUAUUGCUAAAUAUUCCUAUGAUCCUUUUCAACAAUCUUUGAACGAAAAUCCAGAAGCUGAACUUUCGAUUAACGCCGGUGAUUAUUUAUUAGUCUGGGGAAACAUUGACGAAGAUGGAUUUUGCGAUGGUGAAUUAUUAGACGGUAGAAGAGGUUUAGUACCAUCUAAUUUUAUACAAAAACUAGUCGGUGAUGAUUUAUUAGAAUUUCAUCAGUCUGUAGUUUUGAAUUUGAGAGAUGUCGAUGAUUGCAACUCGACAACCAUUCCUCAAGAUAUAGAUAUGGCUUCUCAAAAUCCAGAUUUUAUUGGUGAAGGAGUUUAUCGCAGAACUGAUGGAUCAACAUAUUUAGAUUUGGAAGCUGAAAUGCUGUUGGAAGAUGAAGAUCCGAACCAAUACAUGUACAACGAGCCACCUGCUGAUCUCUUCUUCUCGGUGCUAGUCCCGGCACCCAAGCAGCUUACGCUCGAACGUCAACUAAACAAAAGCGUCCUUAUCGGAUGGAACCAUCCGGAUUCUCCAAGUCCAGCACCUAUCGAUAGUUAUCACGUAUACGUUGAUGGAGUUCUUAAAACAACAAUCAAAGCAAGCGAAAGAACGAGAGCUUUAGUUGAAGGAGUGGAUUCCAGUCGGCCUCAUAGGAUAAGUGUUCGGAGUGUUACGCAAAAUCGAAGGACUUCCAGAGAUGCAGCAUGCACUAUGGUUAUUGGUAAAGAUGUUCCUUUAGGGCCAACUUGUGUUAAAGCAUCAAAUAUAACGUCGACAUCUGCAGUGAUCUCAUGGUUGCCGAGUAAUAGCAAUCAUCAGCACGUUGUAUGCGUUAACAAUGUACAAGUGAGAACGGUUAAACCCGGUGUUUAUAGGCAUACAAUAACAGGUUUGGCACCGAAUACGAUAUACAGAGUGACCGUAAGAGCAAAAAAUAUUCGAGCCCCUCAUUUCGAUGAGAAAUCUCAAAAACAAUUGGAAAGAUUUUCGUGUCACAUGGAUUUUAGAACGUUAAGCAAAGGUCAACCUGAAGCUCCCUGUGAUGUUCAAGUUGAACCGGGACCUCAAGACGGAACGCUAUUAGUUACUUGGGUACCUGUGAUAUCAAACGCGGCAGCUAAUACAAUUCCUAUUACCGGUUAUGCUGUUUAUGCGGAUGGUAAAAAAGUGACUGAUGUGGAUAGUCCUACGGGCGAUCAUGCUUUAAUAGAUAUUAAUAAAUUAAUUGGACUGAAUCCGAAGCAAGUGACUGUUCGGACAAAGUCUAGAGAAGCUCAGAGUUUAGAUUCUCCUGCUACAAUAAUACCUCAACAUAUGCUUCGUGGAAAACUUACUACUAAGGACGGAGAAAAACAAAGAUUUGGUUCUUCAGUUCCGCCACAUAUGCGACAAGGUCAUCACAGAACAAGAAUCGAUCAACACGGUCAAGUAGUUAUUGAACCAGAAGAAAAUUUAUCAGACAAAGAAAUAUAUCCGCACAUGAAAAUUCCUGCCAUAGAAAUAACCAAAGAUUCAGCUAGUGAAGCAAAUUUUAGCGAAGAUGAUUUUAUAGAUGGUAGAAAAAAUCCUCGUGGGCAACGUAUGGGCCCCGAUCAACGUGUACAACCCAUGAGAGGUCCGGAUCCUUCGAGACGAAUGGACAGAGGUCGUGGUGGUCCCAUGUACGCUCAACAAGAAAGAGAUUUAUAUUAUGUCGAGAAUCAAAGAGGCAGAGGAGGACCGAUGGCCUAUCGUGGAGGUCCUCCUGGAAGAGGAAUGGGUGGUCCCCCGAGAGGCGUUCCACAAACAAUGUCUCAAGCAGAACAAGGAAUGGCAUCUAAUCAAUCCAUGCCAGGACCCGAUAAAAAAAUUCGAUAUUUUGUAGCAUUAUUCGAUUACGAUCCCACAACCAUGAGCCCUAAUCCAGAUGCUUGCGAAGAAGAGUUGCCAUUUAAUGAAGGCGAUUCAAUUAAAGUUUACGGAGAAAAAGAUUCAGAUGGAUUUUUUUGGGGAGAAUGUAGAGGGAGAAAAGGUUUCGUUCCUCACAAUAUGGUUAUGGAAGUUCAAGAUUCAAAGACGGCAGAAAAUAUUAGGGGUAAUAGAGAUCGAUGGGGAGAUAUUUACGCUAAUAUGCCCAUGAGAAAAAUGGUUGCUCUGUACGAUUACGAUCCUCAAGAACUAUCUCCAAACGUCGACGCCGAGGUUGAAUUAUCAUUUCACACCGGUGAUAUAAUAUACGUGUAUGGUGAAAUGGAUGACGAUGGAUUUUACAUGGGUGAAUUAGAUGGAAUAAGAGGUCUCGUUCCUUCUAAUUUUCUCACUGACGCGCCUGAUGAUUACGGUGAAGGAGGUACAUCGGUACAACGGGGCGGACAAAGAGGAGGAAGAGGUCACGGCCCUGGUGCAAGAGGCCCACCUCCUCCGCCCAGAAACGAUCUUUCUCUUAAUAGAAGAAAAGGUAGCAAAACUUACACGGAGGAGAAAUUAUUAAAAUAUACCGGAAUGUUUGUUUAA